AAUCAAUGAUACGUAAACAUACAUAAUAUAUCCUUGGAUACAAUCAGGUUUCAGGUACAAUGCAGAGUUUCUUACGUCCGCGGUAGAAAAAGCUGCGAGAUUUGUCUUUUUUAUGACACUCAGUGCGGAUGACUACUGCUAAAACUUCGUAAGGGCGUGCGCAUUAAGGUGUUAUCUCAGUAUCUGUUGAAUUAGUAGCGGAAAUCGCCGAUGAGUAACCUCUUAGUCUUACACAUGUUGAACAAUAUCAAGAAGCAUUGUUUUAUGGAGAAGAGACUUGUUAUAUCCUAAGAUUUCUAGAAACAACAUGACAGACAAAUACGUGGUUGAGGAGACUAAUGGCAUCACUUCAGAAUUGAUGCCUGUGGUAGCAAUACCUCUGCAACGACUGGAAGACCACGAUGUCUCUGUUCUUGCACACGACGUGGUUCAUUUGACUCUUCACCAGGCGGCUCGGGAUGGCGAUCCACAGCAGCUGGCAAGGCUUAUCGAAUUGCUGCCUGACGUGUCUCGUGCCAUCAACAAAAAUGACGAGAAUGACAUGACACCACUGCACUAUGCAGCAAGGCAUAACUAUAUAGACAUAGCCAGACUACUAGUAGACAGUGGCGCAGAUGUAAACAACAAGGGCACAGAUGGACUGGCCCCACUGCAUUAUGCAGCCAGACGGCAUAGACUUGUCCACAGAAAAAGUCUGGCGGCCAUCAUCAGCCGUCUACCAGCAGCAAAGGUAAAAGCCCUUGCUAACAGUCUUGUGGCACUGCGUUCAAGUCAACAUAGCAGCCAACAAGGAUCCCAGGACAUUGAACCUGUGCCUAACCUGAAUGUAAUACAGGUUGGUGAGCAGAAAAAGCAAGGCGAAGAUGAAGAUCAGCCAACUGUUUCAACUGAUGUUACUAACUCUGAAGAUGAAGAUGAAGAAGAAGAAGAAGGGGCCAGUGAGCAAGAAAGUGUCAUCAAGUUUCUCCUUAGCAAGGGAGCUCUAGUCAACAUUAAGAACAUGUACGGGUCGACACCACUGCAUUUUGCAGCCAUGCGUGGUAAUCUAGAGGCAGCUGUGGAUCUGAUACAGUUCGCACACAUUGACAUUGAGGCAGUGGACAAACAAGAAAGCACAGCGUUGCACCUUGCAUGUGUGUACGAUCAUGUCAUCGUCGUUGAAGCCUUGCUAAGUGCCGGAGCCAAGCUGCGUGCUCUGACCUUCGAUAAGAGAACACCUCUUCAUCUAGCUGCCGUGGAAGGUCACACACUGAUCAUGCAGAUGUUGCUAGAAGCUGGACAUAAUACCGAGGGUUGGGCUAUUGUGUCACAAAUGGUGACUGACCAGGACUCUGAAGAUAGCACUGCUCUGCACCUGGCGAUUGAUGGAGGGAGCUAUGACAUAUGCGAGAUACUAUUACAGAAUGGUGCAGACGUGAAUACACACAGAAACCACUACAAUCGACCGCUCCACUUGGCGGCACAUUUUGGAAACCUGCCUAUUGUGAAGCUGCUUCUUCAACACAAUGCCGUCAUCGACACUAUGAAUGACACACGUGAGACACCCUUGCAUCGUGCCGCCGCCAAUAACCAUGGCGACGUUGUCGUCUAUCUUAUCACCAACGGAGCCAGAAUUGAACACAAGAACACGGACAACUUUACCCCGCUGCUCACUGCUGCUUCUCUUGGCCACACCGAGGCCAUACAGCAACUGCUGGAAUACAAAGCCAACAUCGCUGCUGUGGACAAAAAUGAAAAGUCUGCCGUCUAUUGGGCAGCACAGGGAAACCACCUGGAAGCACUGAAGGAGCUGCUCAGCCACUAUAAGUCUCGGCGUAGGAUAAACUGCGGUGAUCGUGUUGGCGUGACAGCACUCCACAUGGCGGCUCAGAAUGGGUUCCGCGACUGUGUUGCCCUCCUUCUAAAACACGGCGCGACAAUUGAUGAAAAGAACGAGUGGGAAAAGACGGCACUUCACCUGGCAGCUCAGGACGGCAGGACGAAGACGUGUCAGCUGCUACUGCAGCACAGCCACAUGAUCGUCAGCGAUGAGGAUGAGGAUGCGAACACCCCGCUGCACCUUGCUGCGUUGGCCGGACACAGAAACAUCGCACGUCUGCUGCUCAGAUACGGAGCAGACGUGCAGGCAAGGAACUGCAAUCUGUGGGCGCCGCUUGACUGUGCUGCUUACCAUGGCCACGUGGAUGUCAUCGAGGUGCUGCUUGAAGCUGGCUGUAACGUGGACCCCACCGACAUAUCAAAGACCACGCCUCUACACCUGGCCUGCACCAAGGGCCAUGUCACUUGCGUCAAGAUGCUGCUGAGAUGGGGUGCCAGCGUGGCGUACUGCGACAGCGAUGGCUUCAACUGUCUCGAUCGUGCCAUCAACAGCGGCCGUACAGACGUAGCCAUGGCGAUUAUCGAAAGCGCGGCGUGGGAAGAGUCACUCAGAAACGACACAGUGAACAAGGCGAAUGGACGUCGCCAAACGCCCAUGAGAAAACUUAUCCAGAAGAUGCCUGAUGUGGCAGACGCUGUGUUCACUAAGUGCAUCCGUGCCAACAAUGUUCACUCUGAACAUCCCCACUACCAACUCACCUUGAACUUUGAGUUCCUCGACGACACCUACAGUGUCUGGACAAAGCCAACAAUACCCUCUAGUGGCAGUCUGCACUCAAGUAACAGAAAUAUCUACACUGAUGAGGGAUAUCUCACGACAGAAGCUGCGCCUUACACAGAGGAGCCCAGUUUGCAAAAGUCCAACCACCCACUGAUGAUAAUGGUGAAAGCAAAGAGGGAGCACUUACUGAGUCACCCCCUGGUGACGAUGCUGCUGAAACGUAAAUGGGCGCGCUUUGGGCGCUGGCUAUACUACAGCAACCUAUUCGUGUUUCUCAUCUACCUUUCGUUCCUGACGAGCUACCUGAUCAUCACUGAUCCACCAUUUACCUACAGAAUGCAAAUGCUGGCAAACUCAGCUGACAACCAAACAAAAUUCAACUGCACAAACUUGGAUGGGAUAGAUUCACCACCAAGGAGUUCUAUGUUUGAGAAUGUAGCCAAGGUGGCCAUCAUGAUACUGGCUGCAGUGUUUGUUCUUAAGGAGGUGUUUCAGAUCUGUGCUUUUCGAAAGAGGUACAUUGCGUUGGAGAAUCUAGUUGAGUGGGGAUCUUUCAUCUCAGCUCUGUUACUCGUUAUAGACUUCACAAACUGUUCAAAGCAAACAGGAAUAAGAGAGGACUGGCAGUGGCAGCUAGGAGCUAUUGCUAUCUUUCUGGCUUGGAUUGACCUGAUCCUUUUCAUACAGAAAGUGCCUCAGUUUGGAAUUUAUGUCGUUAUGUUCACAUGGAUCUUCUCCACAUUUUGCCACUUCUUCGUCGUCUUCUUUCUUUUCAUCGUCGCCUUUGCCCUGGCCUUCUAUGUGCUUCUACAGAACCAGCUUCCUUUCCGCGACCCGUGGAAUUCAAUACUGAAAACAACCAUCAUGAUGAUCGGCGAAUUUGAGUACGACGCCUUGUUCAACUCUGGGUCGACGGACGAGGGGCAGAUAGUGCACUACGAGAUCACCUAUGUCAUCUUCGUCAUCUUCAUCAUGAUCAUGACGAUUCUGAUCAUGAACUUACUGGUCGGUCUGGCAGUCGAUGACAUCAAGGAGGUGCAGAACAAUGCAGUACUGCGUCGUCUUGCCAUGCAGGUGGAACUCACGCUCGGUGUCGAAAAUCUGCUUCCACAUUGGCUGCGCAAAAAGUUCAUAGUUAAAGAAAUAGCAGUCUCUCCGAACCUCUAUAAGACUCAUAAGUGGACGCGGAUCUUCUAUAAAAGCACAACAGACAAGGAGUCUUUUGCGACUUUGCUCGAGGGUGAUCAGAAAGAGCUACAGUCCCUACAAGCUAACCACGACGAGUUGCAGCGUAGCAUCGACGUCCUGCAGUCUCGCAUGACGCACGUAACUCGCCAGAAUGCACGCGUCAUGAGCCUGCUCACUAACAUCGCUCGCGCCCAGAACAUACCGUGGGAGACCGAGGAUAAAAACGAGCAAUUUGAGUAGCCGCGUCGUCGUAGGCGUGCGGGAAGCCGGAAACACAAAAUGGCCGUUCGUGUAUUCGUCACGGCCAGCGAGUGAGUGCGUUUUCGUAGUCACGUACAAAUGACGACAUGUCUGUGGAUGGCCGGAUAUCAUAAGAAAUAUCUGCCAUCCAUUCCUAGUCAUUUAAUAAAUGUAGAUGUUGGCAACUGCUAUGAUUGUGGAUGGCGUGAUUUCAUGAAAAAUAUUUGGCAUCCGUUUCUAUCCAUGUUAUAUAUAUAUAGAUGUUGGUACUUAUAUAAACUAAAAUCAAAUCAAUAACGAUUUAGGUAUUCUUGGUGGACGUUAGUGUGCAAGUCAAAUUCACAUAUAUUGACAUAUGGGUUUUAAUAGGGGUUACAUUUGUUGGACGAUGACGAAACUUUAAAUGAUUGAUAACCGCGUCUUCAUCAUAGAACUAAUUUUGAAAUACGGGUUUGAAUUGCACGUGUCCAUUAAUUAUUGCACGAUGUGCGAAGUUGUUCAAAAAAUUGGCCACUGAAUAAUUUUACCACCAGGGAAGAAAUUUCACUACGAUGCUGAUAGCAAAUGCCUUGGUUGCUUUAUUUGCUGUGCAUGGUGAACUAAAUUUGAGCUUAACCCCAAGUGGGCGUUUAUCUUACCGCAAUCAAUUAAAAUUCAAACCUGUGUAGACCAUUAAUAACAUAUCUGUUACGUAUAUAAUCAAAAGCGUAUUAAGAAGGUUCUUCUUUAUACUUAUAUCUUUUUCUCGUAUAAGAAGGCCUUCUUUAUACGCUCUUGAAAUAAUUAAUAAUCUGCCCAUAAAAUAAUCUAUGUAGAUUGCCGUGCAUAUCAAUGUUUAUCAUGUACUAAUGAGUGGGUGCAUGUACACGUGUUAGCAGACACUAUUGUGUGUGCGUGUGUGCGUGUGUGUGUGUGUGCGUGUGCGUCUGCG
Molecule: messenger RNA, 4958 nt
Organism: Priapulus caudatus
Lineage: Eukaryota; Metazoa; Priapulida; Priapulimorpha; Priapulimorphida; Priapulidae
Product: transient receptor potential cation channel subfamily A member 1 homolog
Exons: 25
Coding region: 308-4027 (1239 amino acids)
Biological process (GO): monoatomic ion transport; transmembrane transport
Cellular component (GO): membrane
Molecular function (GO): protein binding; monoatomic ion channel activity
Source: RefSeq, a predicted model, not a curated record